AUGGAUGAAAUCGACACAGGUACACCUGAUGUUAUAGGAGGAAGAGGAGUUCAGAGUGGCCUCGCCUUUGCCAACUUCGAGCUCCACAAGUUCUCGUACUUAAACAUCACAAGUCUUGGUACUGAUUAUGUCCUCGAUGGAGAAGAAUGUGGCUUUGCAUGUGUUAGCCUGCCGUCAUGUUUCUCCUAUAACCUGGCUGCAUUUUAUGACAUCAACGGAAGAAUCUCAUGUGAACUACUCCCAUCGGACAAGUACAACAACACGGACAAGUUUGUCAGCAUCCAAUCUUUCCAUCACUUCAGUAUUGUGUCUCCAUGUAUGAGUGGACCAUGCCAGAAUGGUGGAUCUUGCUUGUCAAUUUAUGAAAAGAACAGCUAUCUGUGCCUUUGUGUGAAAGGAUUCACAGGAAGUACUUGUCAAACAGAUAUCGAUGACUGUGCAAGUCAUCCCUGUAAGAACAACGGGAUCUGCACAGACCGAGUGAACGGAUUCAACUGCAGCUGCGCACCAGGAUUUGAUGGAACACAAUGCGAAACAAAUGUCGAUGACUGCGCAAGUCAUCCCUGUAAGAACAACGGGACCUGCGCAGACCGAGUGAACGGAUUCAACUGCAGCUGCGCACCAGGCUUUAAUGGAACACAAUGCGAAACAAGUAAGUAUUAGUAUUUCUAGUUAAUAGGACUGCAAUGCGUUCAGUUUAUUAACAGCCAAUCCUAUUUAACCUCUUAACAUAACACGUUCCAGAAAAAAAGGGUUUGAAUAGAUAAAGUCAGAAAAAGAA
Molecule: messenger RNA, 781 nt
Organism: Orbicella faveolata
Lineage: Eukaryota; Metazoa; Cnidaria; Anthozoa; Scleractinia; Merulinidae
Biological process (GO): establishment or maintenance of epithelial cell apical/basal polarity; heterophilic cell-cell adhesion
Cellular component (GO): plasma membrane; protein-containing complex
Molecular function (GO): calcium ion binding
Source: RefSeq, a predicted model, not a curated record